UUGUGUGUAUGUCACGUAUAGUAGCCUAUCAUAUGCGUGACGAUCGGUGUAAUAUUGUUAUUUCUAAUUCUAACUUAAUUGUAGGCAACAAUUACUCCUUACAUUUAUCAACUACUACUGACAGCGAUGUCUUUGUACCCAUUUUAGCGUUAUACAGCUCUAUUAAAUUUCAGCCAUUGAACAUGCUUCUCUGCCCAAAUAUGAGGGGGAAAACGAUUUCCUGAUAUUCAGGAUAUUGUGUUCCCACUGCUAAAACAGACAAGCAGCAACUCUGGACCCAGAUACUGAUAAAACUUUUUUUUUUUUUGCAAAGAAGCAUGUGAGGUGGCAGAAAGUCAUUCAGAUACACAAUUAAAUGUACAUAAACUCGUACCAUCAGUACAUCGAUCGUCAGGCAUAAUACAGGUUAAGUCCUACAAGCAGUAUUACCCCUUUCUGUAUUUUCCCGGGAAUCAUCUAUUACCAGUGAUUUAAAUCAUUUAAUUAUCUUUGAAACAUGGAAAAGACACGUGAUGUUUUCGCAUUUAUGGCUUAUAUUAAAACAUGGGAGGAGCACUCCGCUGGCCAAUCAAAUUUCAGCUGGAGCCACUUCUCCUGUGGCUCCGCCCCUGUGUAUGUCAGUGUUUCUGGAAUCAUAACAGUCCAGAUAAACUACAUGCAAAUUUGAUUUUUAGGGUACGUUGGACGUACCCUAAAAUUAAUCCUUUAGACUAGACGAGUGCAUUUCGAAGGGUGUGUUUACGUUGGUAGCUCAAACUGCUUGAAGCGAAAAGCCCACAUUUCUAAUGGUCUCUCAAGAAGAGGUUAUCGUGGUUGUAACCGGGUUUGGUCCUUUUAGUCAAUACCUGGUAAAUCUCAGCUGGCAGGCAGCUCAGGGUUUGGAAACUCUGGGUUUAGGAGACGAUGUCAUCGUCUGUGCCAAGGAACUGCCGGUGCAUUACAGCAAAGCCCAGGAGCUCAUAGCCCAGAUAUGGAAAACCAUUAAGCCAAAGUUGGCUGUCCACAUGGGAAUUGCCCCAGGGUCCCAAGCUGUAAUCCUAGAACAGUGUGGAAAGAAUCAAGGUUAUAAACAGAGAGAUGUAUGUGGUGUCUGUCCCCCUGGCCACUGCUGUGUGGAAGGCGGCCAGGACAUACUCCACUCCAUCAUAGACAUGAAAACCCUCAGCAGGCACUUUCAGAGUUUGGGUUUGGAUGUUAUUUACUCCAGGGAUGCUGGGAGGUUUCUGUGUGACUUUGUGUAUUACUACUCACUGCACCUUGCAGGGGGGAAAUCCGUCUUUCUCCAUCUGCCCACAAGGGGAGCCCUAGCUGACUUGGACAACUUGCUGCCUCUGCUGCAAGCUGUCAUUCUGGCUAUGCUGGGCCAGCUGGAAGCCCAAUGAAUGGGGACAUGUGACUGACUCAUGUUCACAUGAUGUUCACACACAGACCAAGGCAAUUGCCCAUAGCUCAUGGCUGUUUGCGUGUUGCGACAAGCUUACAUUUCAUCCUGCCAUCCUGGAGGUAAUGCCCGUCUAUAACAGGGCACAUAUAUACACACAUGCAGUCAUGCUCUAUGAGUUAUUUACAGACAUACAUUAGCUUCAUUGGGAGGAAACCACAAGACCCAGAGGAAAACCACCCAACAUGGAAUUAAAUGUUACAGUUCUAAAUGUAGGUCUAUAGAUCUAGAUCAGAAUCAGGAUUUGAACCUCCAACCCUGGAGGACUGAGCUACAGUGCCACCCAUUCUUUGCAUCAUUUAGUUUAAUAUCCAGUAAGAAAAAAUAAUCAUUCUUUAGAAUUCUUACUAUCACAGCAGCAUCUUGUUCAGCAGCUAUAUGCUACAACUUCAACAAAAAAGUUACCUGUCUGUCUUAAAUAUUGAACAAGUCCAAAAUGUAAAGGGGCCCUAUUAGGUUCAUUUUCACUGUUCAAAAUUUUAUUUUGGAGGUCUGGUAUAAUAGAUUUACAUGCUUCAGUGUUCCAAAAACACAUUAUUUUUCUCAUACUGUACAUCUCUAUUCACUCUGCCUAUAACUGUCUGAAAGCCUCUCUUAGAGUUUUAAGCCCCACCCCUGAUGAUCCCAGUGUGCCCUGAUUGGUCAGUCAGCCCUGCACCUUCUGCCCCUGUUUUGCAGUCUGCUGACAGAUCCUUGCAGCUAGGCAGCCAAUAAGAAUUGUAAAAAGGUUAGCUGGACCAUUAUUUCACAAUAUAUUAAUGAUAAUAAUUAGUUUGCCAUAAAAAUCAAUACAUAUUUACAUUCUGAUUGUUCUUUUAAACUGUAAAAUCUUAACAUUAGCCCAUUAAAUUGACCUUCUCGCUUA
Messenger RNA from Paramormyrops kingsleyae, 2306 nucleotides. RefSeq names its product pyroglutamyl-peptidase I like (gene pgpep1l). Gene Ontology annotation, biological process: proteolysis. Gene Ontology annotation, molecular function: pyroglutamyl-peptidase activity. The record is from RefSeq and is a predicted model, not a curated record. Gene Ontology annotation, cellular component: cytosol. NCBI's taxonomy places the organism in Eukaryota, Metazoa, Chordata, Actinopteri, Osteoglossiformes, Mormyridae.